This is a messenger RNA of Alligator sinensis (Chinese alligator), 3321 nucleotides long. It is a transcript of the gene BEST3, whose product is annotated as bestrophin 3. Gene Ontology annotation, molecular function: chloride channel activity. NCBI's taxonomy places the organism in Eukaryota, Metazoa, Chordata, Crocodylia, Alligatoridae. The transcript is spliced from 10 exons. The coding region runs from base 350 to 2335 and encodes 661 amino acids. The record is from RefSeq and is a predicted model, not a curated record.
UGGAAGGCAAGUGCCAUUAUAAUUAUAGACUAGAAAAGAGCAAGAUCAGCAGCUGCUGCUUCUGCUUGCAUUUGUUCCCGGCUGUAACUGACAGCAGGGAAGACUUGGCAAAAACAGGCUUCCAGAAGUGGAAAGACAUUUAACCCCUGUGCUUGUCAGUCCACUUCUCGAGGGGCUCAGUAGAAGCAAUUCCCGGUCAGCCUAUACCUAAGGUGAAGAAGAGAGAAAAGCAAUCAUUUCAGACCUGAAGGAUACUUCAUUGGAGACACUUGAGAAAGAGAAGGGGUCCAGGAUUUCCCUUGGAGUUUGGGUAACCAAGGCAGAAGAGCAGGCACAGCCUGCCAAGGAGAUGACAGUCACUUACUCCAGCAGUGUAGCAAAUGCCACUUUCUUUGGAUUUCACAGAUUGCUCCUCAAGUGGAAAGGCAGCAUCUACAAACUGCUGUACAGGGAAUUUCUUGUCUUUAUUACUCUUUAUACAGGGAUAAGUGUACUAUACAGAUUUUUUCUUACAGGAAGGCAAAAACGGUUCUUUGAAAAAUUAUCAAUUUACUGUGACCAAUAUGCUGAACAAAUCCCAGUAACCUUUGUGCUUGGGUUCUACGUUACGCUGGUGGUGAACCGCUGGUGGAACCAGUUUGUGAAUCUGCCGUGGCCAGACAGAAUUAUGAUCUUGAUCUCUAGCAAUGUUCAGGGACAGGAUGAAUAUGGGCGCUUACUUCGGAGGACUCUGAUGCGCUAUGUGAAUUUAACUUCCCUGCUCAUCUUCCGCUCAGUGAGCACAGCUGUGUACAAAAGAUUUCCAACCAUGGACCAUGUGGUAGAAGCAGCAGGUUUCAUGACAGCAGAUGAAAAAAAAUUAUUUGACAAGCUGGCGUCUCCCCAUCUUAAAUAUUGGGUUCCAUUUAUCUGGUUCGGAAAUCUGGCAGUUAAGGCACGAAAAGAAGGUAGAAUCAGAGACAGUGUGGACCUGCAGACCCUGAUGAAUGAAAUGAUUAGAUACCGGUCUUGGUGUAGCCUUCUGUUUGGUUAUGACUGGGUUGGAAUUCCACUGGUCUAUACACAGGUCGUCACUCUUGCUGUCUAUACCUUCUUCUUUGCAUGCCUGAUAGGACGUCAAUUUUUGGAUCCCGACCAAGGAUAUAAUGGGCAUGAGUUAGAUCUUUACAUUCCAGUCUUUACAUUGUUACAGUUCUUCUUCUAUGCAGGAUGGCUCAAGGUUGCUGAACAACUUAUUAAUCCAUUUGGUGAAGAUGACGAUGAUUUUGAAACUAACUGGUGCAUCGAUAGAAACCUGCAGGUCUCACUUCUGGCUGUGGAUGAAAUGCACAUGAACUUACCAAAGAUGGAAAAAGAUAUUUACUGGAAUGAUACAUCUGCCCGGCCACCAUACACCCUGGCAGCUGCCGAUUACUGUAUUCCAUCUUUCCUUGGAUCAACUAUUGAAAUGGGGCAAGUUGAUGCAGAAUUCCUUCAUGGGGAACAGUGGCCCUGGGAAGAGGAGAAAUUCCGAAGACAGCCUUCAGUCCUGAGAAGAGUUAAGAGAUUCCUGAGUGUCCAUGAAAGCUCUGCCUCCCCAACCAAGGGGAGCUACUCAAGACAGACAAGCGAGAAUUCAGUGUUUUUCCCUGCACAUGAAACAGGCCACAUCAGACGUUUGCAAGAAAUGCAUUCAAGAGGGAGACAUUCUGCCUCAAACACAAAGAAACAUGAGCUGGCUGAUAGGAAUACCAGGCUGCAUGGCAGCAUAGAUCUAGAAACAAUCAGAGAAACCAGCAAAAAUGACAUUUUAGAGAGCCAUCACCCUAGUGACAGUGACAUUGUCUUUAAGACAGUCUAUUCACUCCCUGAAAUCAAGCUCAUUAAAACAGAGAAUAAAUUACCUAACGUAUCAUGCAACCAGAAUUUACAGGCAGGCAUCAAAAGCAUGCCAACAGAGAAGGAUCCGCAAGAAAGCUUGUCUGAGACCCACUGUGAUCCUGUGGAUCCUCCACUAUUUCCUUCAGAAAUGGCUAUAUUACCUACAAGUUCUGAGAAGCUUUCAUCCAUAUUCAUAACAGAGGAACCAAACCCCCUACCAAGUAGGACAGCCCCUGAUACCACAGAUCACAACAGAAGCUCUCAAAGAUGGAGUUUUCCAGACUUCCACAGUCAAAGUACAUCAAGUACAGACUCUGCACCUCUUUUACUGGAUUCUGGAUUGCCUUCUGGAAGAAACAGCAUUAGCAGUGAAAAUGUUUUCCCUGUCCCUGCUGCUGCAAAUCCAGUUGAUAUGUCCAAACUAUUGGAUGCUAAAGAAACAGCUAUCGUAGAAUUUACUACUGAGAAAAAAUGAAGGAAAACGCUGACGGGGAUUCAUCUGGGUUCUGAGUGCAUUCUAUGUCUUACAGAGGAAAAGACUGGGGGAAUGCAGAAAUGUGAGGAUUUACCAAACACAAAUUUCUUUUAGUUUGGGAAAUAAGCUGAGUUUUCAGUCUCUUUUAAAAGCUGUUUUUAUCUAGGUCUUCUAAACUACAGAAAUACAUACAGGAGGCUCAGGCAUGACACCAUACAUCAAAGAGUUGGGCUGUGGGUCAGAUCCAGUAAGGACUUAGGCACCUUAAAGUUACAUCCUGCUGUCUUCAGUGUCUGGCCCCCAGAAUGGAAUAUGCCUCCUGUAGGUACAUAGGGUUACCUGUACAAUGCACAGAGAGAACUGGAAGCCCUAGAACAGGACCCAAAACAACCACUAGGGGUGUAUCUGAAACCUGCCCCUAUCUGGACCUCAGGGACGUGUCUGGAGGAGGAACCUCCAACCAUUUGGGAUCCACAGCCUAGAAUUCCCUCCUUAGGCACAUACAACCUCCUUUUAAAGAACAGAGCUGGACUCAAGUCUUUAUUUAAAAUGUUUCAGUUGUGGGGCUGCCUCCCUACAUUUAAAACUGCAGAACUCUGGUGGCUAGAGAACUCAUCCAGGAAGUGGGAGACCCAAAUUCAAUUUUGUUCUUUCAAGGAGUUCAAACUGGCAUCUCCCACUUUCCACAAGUGUCCUAACCAUCAGGCUAUGCACUACUCUGGCAGGGUGGGGACAGGAGAAUCUUUAUCCCUCCUAUUGAAGCUGUACCACUGCACAGCAAAGAAUUCAAGAUUCACUGAGGACUCUGUGAUCUAGUAAUUAGGACACUCCUGGGAAGUGAUGGGUCCCUGCUCUCAGGGCUGGUUCUGUAUUUUAUCCACUGACUAUCUAAUGUGAAAGGCCUAGGGCAGGGACAAGAACUCAGGACUCCUCCCUUCCCUGGUGUCACGACCUCGGUAGGCACGGUAACUCUCUGCUCCCUAGGA